This is a messenger RNA of Erigeron canadensis, 762 nucleotides long. Its product is annotated as F-box/kelch-repeat protein At3g23880-like. The coding region runs from base 1 to 762 and encodes 253 amino acids. The record is from RefSeq and is a predicted model, not a curated record. The transcript has 2 exons. Lineage: Eukaryota; Viridiplantae; Streptophyta; Magnoliopsida; Asterales; Asteraceae.
AUGGAAAUGCAAUCAGUCAAGUUCCCUACUGAAUGUUGCCAUAUUGUUGGUUCAUGUUAUGGAAUUAUCUGUCUCUACGGCAGAAAAAAGAUCCCAUCAAUCACCUUAUGGAAUCCUUCUAUUAGGUGCAAGCUAAUUGUUCCUAAUGUACCACUUGUAAAUGUGGCAUUCGGGUUUGGUUAUGACCCAAUCACAGAUGAUUUCAAAAUCGUAGGUAUCUCUGUUGAACCUGUACAAACUUCAUUUAUUUACUCCAUGAAGAAAAGUACUUGGAGUGAGAUUGCUCUCCCUACCCCUUUGCCUUAUAAUGUCAAGACAUCACCUUGCUUAGUCAAAGGAGUUUUGCAUUGGGUGGUGCAAAAUAAAUCGCAGCAAGCAAACCAAGAUGCUUAUAUAAUAACAUUUGAUCUUAGUAGUCAUGUUUUUGGCGCUAUUUCCUUGCCAAAACCUAGUUGGAUAAAUAUCAGGCUGACAGUCAUCAAAGGUUCUCUAGCUGUAAUUUCAGGUUAUAAUGCUAAUAGGUGGAUAUGGGUGAGGACCAACGUAUCUUGGUCUAAACCCUUCAAGUUUACAAGUAGUGGAAUUGAAGGAACGGAUAGAGUUGUCCAACAUAAGAAUCACCUUGAGGAUUCGGGAGUGUCUUACACAACUGAGAGUUAUUCAGAUUCUUCUUACAUAAUUGACAUUGAUUUUGGUGCGGAAAGCCUUGAGUUGUUGGAUGGGGAAACUUGUGACCAGCCAUAUUUUCUGUGGAGGCUUUAG